Molecule: messenger RNA, 8794 nt
Organism: Chrysemys picta bellii (western painted turtle)
Lineage: Eukaryota; Metazoa; Chordata; Testudines; Emydidae
Gene: SLC13A1
Product: solute carrier family 13 member 1
Biological process (GO): transmembrane transport
Cellular component (GO): membrane
Molecular function (GO): sodium:sulfate symporter activity
Source: RefSeq, a predicted model, not a curated record
CCGGAAAACUGAGCCAUCAGCUCUCAGCAAUGAAAAUUUUCAGUCAGCUUUGGAUCUACCGAAGGUUCCUACUGAUUCUCUUCACUCCACUGCUUUUACUUCCACUGCCUCUCAUCAUUCGAACCAAAGAAGCAGAAUGUGCAUACACGCUGUUUGUAGUUGCGAUCUUUUGGCUAACAGAAGCUUUGCCACUGGCUGUUUCAGCUUUACUUCCUGCCUUAAUGUUCCCAAUGUUUGGUAUUAUGGCAUCCAAGGAGGUGGCAGCUGCUUAUUUCAAAGAUUUUCAUUUGCUAUUAAUUGGAGUAAUUUGUUUGGCCACAUCAAUAGAAAAAUGGAAUUUGCACAAGAGAAUUGCUUUGAAAAUGGUGAUGAUAGUGGGUGUGAACCCUGCAUGGCUUACGCUGGGUUUCAUGAUUAGCUGUGGCUUCUUGUCUAUGUGGCUUAGCAACACCUCUACUGCUGCCAUGGUGAUGCCAAUUGUAGAGGCCGUAGCUCAGCAGAUCAUGGGUGCUGAAGCAGAAGUCGAUGCCUUAGAGAUGAAUUGUGCAACUGGAUCCACCAAUGAGGCAUUGGAACUUGAUGAAAGUGUUAGUGAAUGUGAAGCUAGUGACUGGAAAGAGAAAACAAAAGAAGUUAAUGGAUACACCAAUGGUGAGGGUCACACUGUGUGCAAGAUUGAAAAGGAAAAGAAUCUGCCCCCAGCUGAGACAAGAAGGAAAUACAGAAACCAGAAAGACCAGAUGAUGUGCAAAGUGAUGUGCUUGUGUAUUGCUUAUUCUUCUACCAUUGGAGGGCUGACUACAAUCACAGGAACAUCAACAAAUUUGAUUUUUGCUGAGCAAUUCAAUACACGCUACCCCGAUUGCCAAUGCAUCAAUUUUGGAUCCUGGUUUAUACUUUGCAUCCCCAUCACUAUUAUUAUUAUGUUGCUCUCCUGGGUCUGGCUCCAGUGGCUUUUCCUUGGUUUCAAUUUCAAAGAAAUGUUCCGAUGUGGCAAGGAAAAAACAGCCAGAGAACAGGCCUCAGCACAGGUGAUUAAAGAGGAGUACACAAAGCUUGGACCAAUAAGCUACCCAGAAAUCAUUACCCUUGUCCUGUUCAUUUUAAUGGCCCUAUUGUGGUUUACAAGAGAACCUGGAUUCAUCCCUGGAUGGUCUUCUCUUUUUCCUCAAUACCCAGGUUUUGCUACAGAUUCAACAGCUGCCUUAAUAAUUGGCCUCCUCUUCUUCAUUAUUCCAGCAAAAACUUUGUCUAGGACUUCAAAUGGAGAAAACACUAUUUUUGAUUACACUCCUCUGAUUACUUGGAAGGAAUUUCAGUCAUGCAUGCCCUGGGAGAUAACGAUUCUUGUUGGUGGAGGUUUUGCACUGGCGGAGGGCUGUGAGGUUUCAAAACUAUCAGCUUGGAUAGGAAGCAAAUUAACCCCUCUGGGAUCAUUACCAAUGUGGUCGAUUAUCCUAAUAUCAUCUCUGAUUGUCACCUCAGUAACAGAAGUGGCAAGCAAUCCAGCUACCAUCACUAUAUUCUUGCCUAUACUAGCACCUUUGGCUGAAGCUAUUCAUGUGAACCCACUUUAUAUUUUGAUACCAGCUACACUGUGCACUUCAUUUGCAUUCCUGCUUCCAGUAGCAAAUCCACCCAAUGCCAUUGUAUUUUCAUAUGGUCAUUUGAACGUUAUUGACAUGGUGAAAGCUGGCUUGGGUGUUAAUAUCAUCGGAGUUGCUGUAGUUAUGCUUGCUGUCACAACAUGGGCAGUGCCCCUGUUUCAUCUUCGAACAUAUCCAAGUUGGGCACCAGAUCUUUCCACUGUGAAUAACACAGGGCCAUAAAAACUAACUGGCAAGGUUUUUGUGGGGUUUUUUACUAUUAUUUGGUGAGUUAGUAGAAAUGCAAAAUACACCACAAUAAUGAUAGUGAUCCAUGUUACUUUGAAGUCCAUAUUUCCCAGUCCCAGGGAUUGAUGAUCUGCUGAUCCUAAUCAGGAAUAAUAUUAUCCAAAUAUGGACUUUGCAAACACCAUCAAGCUUGAAUGUGUUUCUUAUCCAGGUCGUCUUAUUCAGAUUUUACUUGUACAUGUUGUUGAGUACCAUCUGUGAAUGUGCACAUUCUUUAUGAAUGACAAUUUGGCCCUGUUCUUAGGGUCCUAAAAAUAACAGGAGCUAUCUAUUUUAACAUUUUAAAUAAUGUAGGAACAUUUGCUGCUGGUCUGAAGAACACACUGUAUUUUUGGUUGUUGGGUUUGUUUUUUUUCAAGUCAUAAAAUUUUAGAUGAUGAUGAUGAUGAUUACAAAUGAAAGGUCAGGUUGGGGAUUGUCUGAACAAUCCAUUCACUGCUCUGUCCAUAAAUCUGAUCUUGUAGGAAAAGUACAAUCUGUGGAGAGCUGCCUGGGUAUUUAUACUACCGCUUUUCUGUCAACGUUUCUCUGGCCAUCUCCUCACUAUCUGCAGGGAAAAUCAUUUAGACCCCAGUUCAGGAAAGCAAUUAAGCAUUUAUUUAAAUCUAUCCCUAUCCAGGACUGUACUUAAGCCAGGGGUUCUCACAACAAAUUUUUUGGUGGCCUCAGAGUGUGGCCACCAACUCUUGCUGGUGGCCGCACUGACACUUUUUCCUAAAAUACUUAAUUAACUUUAGGAAAAACAAAUAAAUAUGCAUGUAUAUACAUCCAGAUCAUUGUAAUUUAUUUAUGUAGGAUUUUUUUGCAGACUCAAUGCAAAUAAUGCUGUGAAAAGUGAUAUUUGUUAAUAUCACUUUUCACAGCAAGUCCUGGCAAGGUAAGACCUGGACGGAGGGGCUGGGAGUGAGGCAGCAGAGGCCGGGGCAAUGGAUGGGGGGCUCUACCACUGCAUGGUUGGAGGUUUGGCUCGGCACCUGGGGCUGGGGGUCAGCGCCCUCGCCCAGCACCCACUGGAGCCCAGGGUCAUUGCCCACAGCUGCAUGGCCAGGGCCAGGAAUUGGCACCCAGGUCUGGGGAUCAGCACCCACUGCCAUGCAGCUGGGGGUUGGCACCCGGAGCCAGCACCUGCUGCUGUGUGACUGGGCUGAGGGUCAGCACCCAGAGUUGGUGCCUGGAGUUCAUGCCCGCCGCUGCACAGAUGGGGCUAGGAGUCAGUGUCCUGGGCCAGCACCCACUGGAGCCAGCGCUGCGCAACUGGGACUGGAGGUCGACAUCCAGGGCCAGCAUCUACCGGAGCCUGGGGUUGGUGUCCACUGCUGCGUGACUGGGGCUGGGGAUCUGCACCCGGGACUGGUGCCUGGGGCUGGAGAUCGGUGCCCAUGACCAGCACCUGCCAGAACCCAGGGUCAACAUACAGGAGCAGUGCCCGGGGUCAGCGGCCAGGACUGCGGGUCAGAGCACGUGGCCAGGGUUUGACUGCCAACAGGUUUGGGAAUGGCACUUGGGGUCUGUGCCUGCUGCCACAUGGCCAGGGCUAGGGGUUGGCAUCCACAGCCAGCACCCGCCAGAGCCCAAGACCAGUGCCGGGGAUAAACACCCAGGACCGGCAGCUGCUGGAGCUCAGGGUCAGCCCCUGGGGCUGGCACCCAGAGUAGGGUGAAUCUGUGACUUAAGUAUUUGCUUAAAGUUAAGGACAUACUUUAGAGUUGUCCUGGUUAGAGAUGCUCUCCUGAAUUGGAGCCUAUAAGAGUGAAGAAUAAACUAUCAGAAUAAUUCUCUGCUCAGGACCUGUCAAAACAAUAGAUGCAUUCUUUAGAUUAAUACACAGUAUACAGUCCAGGUGAGUUAAAAUUCAACUCUCUUUAACAAGUUGAUAUCCCCUUCAGAAUAGGUACAAUUUUAAGCUUCCUAGACUGUAUUCAUGUUAGAAACAUUAAAAAAAGUCCACGUGACUGAAAAUGAAGUUUGCAGUUAAAGCUGUUUAGAGAUCAUUUACAUUGUUAUAAUGUGUUUUGCAGAUUAAGAGCUAUAACAUUUGCCUCUUAGUGUGUUAUAGUAGUUAGUGAGUUAUGUGUACCAUCAUCCAAGUGUUAGACAGAUUCAAGUCUGCAUACUUGAGAUCAGGUCCACCCUCGGGGCUGCCUUACAAACAGUGUAAACCCUAGUGGGAUGGGACAAUAGGAGUGGUUUUCCCCCUGGGGAACCUCACAAAAAUAAGAUUGGUGUUUCUUCAGGCAAUCCCAAGGAACAAAAUUUUACAAAGAUAUUUUCCUGGCAAGUUUAAAGAAAGGGGGCAUAUUGUCUUCUGCCAUGGAAAACAUGAAGUAAGCAAACCUCUUGUGCCUUUGCCACAAUGAAUGUGACAUCCUUAGUUAUCCAUGGUUUUCAAUCCCAAAGAUAUCUAUUGUCUUACCAAGGCAAUUCCUUAUUGUCUAAGAGUCACACCCAGUGUUUUAAUCUUGAUACAGCAGAACUGAUUGAAAUUGUCAUCUUAAAUAUGGCAUUGUGGCCCACCAAGUUUGUUGGUCCCAGCAUGCAAUACUCUAUCAAAUCAGAAUGGAGCUCCUUGCAUGCUUGGAUACCUGCAUUCUCUCCAUCUUUAUUAAAGAAAAUGCUGACUGGUUACAGCCCCUUAACAGUUAAUACCACUGUUUCAUUAUAAAACUGGUGUUUAGUUUGUACAGUAGAACUGUCAGUUAGCUUUUUUAUUUAGAGGCUUUUAAUGAUCCCAUUGACAGCAUAAAAAAAAAUCAAAGUAAACUAGAGACAAGUUUAAACAUUUCAAGAAGGAUGCACUCUUAAAAGUUAUUUUUACCAACAGAUUGCAUUUGAAGUGAAUAGUUUGCAGGAGGCAGGAGAGGGAAGUGAGAGUUGUACAGAAAAUAUAAACUACAGUGAUUUGUUCUGUCUAUUUUUGGAUAUUUUAAAGCAUGUAGCAGGGGACACUUCCCAAUGCCUCCUGACAUGCAUUCCUCUUACCCUACCAUGUUCUGGCUCUGGCUUGAAAGGGCCUUCAAAGAGUCCAUGUUCUUUAUGAUUAGGCUUGGAAGGGUUAGAUUUUCACUGGCAAAUGUCAGUAAAUAUUGAUUUCACUGUACACACACAAACUGAAGAAAAAAUAUUUCCAUCAAUGAUGAUUGAAAUUUACAGAUAGCAAAGUAACAAAAAUGCUGCUUGAGAACUUAUUAGUUUGAUUUAAAGAUAUUUACCUUGUAUAUUUUGUCAUGUGAUGUCAACAAUUUGUGUGUUAAUGGUUAUAAAGCUUUAACUUUUUGCAUCUCAACAUCUACUGUCAUUAAUUGUCUGACCCCGCUAUUUUCUGAUCUCCCUAUAAUUUCCCGCAGGUGUGAAAAUUUAAAUAACUUAAAUAAAAAAACCUUAAAACCCAUAAUUUUGAGCAAUUGAAAUUUUAAAUUGAAAAAAUAAUGCUUACAAAUUAACAGAUUUAUGUUAAAAUUAUAAAAAAAUAAAAAUCAAAUUCUGCCAAACUUAUUUAAUAUAAGGUGUUUGUCUACAUGAUCACUAACAAUGAGGGAAUAUCAUAGUUUGGAUGAUAUGGAGGAGGUAUUGGGUGCAUUACAAAAUAUAGUCCUUAUUUAAACUUAGAAAAAUAGUAAUAUUUGCUAUAAAUUUUAUAUUACUGUUUUCAAAAUGAAAUACAAUGCUGUGAGUUGAUUUUUAUUCUUAGCAAUAUUUUAAUUAUGAUAGUACAUGAUAGUAGUGACAGCUAAAAUGAGCACAAUUUUCAUUAAAAGAAUGUUAUCCUUUCAUGAGUAAAGGAGUGGGUGGUUGAGUGAAUGUGGGAUUCCUGUGACUGAACCACUGUUAAACUUUGUAAAAAAAACUAAGGAAAUUCCCAGACAAAACAGCUUUGUUAAUGUGGAACUAAAAUUGUUCAGACAUAACUUUUUUGAAAAAGCUUUUAAAGAAUAUUUCAGUUAAAAUAUAUCAGCGUAUGUUCAAUGUGCCCAGCCAUUUGAUGGUGUCAUCAUCAGCCAGGUGGAGAGCUGUUGAAAUAAGUUAGUGGGCACUCAUCAAGGAUAUGCAACAUAGUCUGAAAUUGAUCACAGCUGCAUCGUGGGUCAUUAGAAAAACCCCAUUUAUAGAGAUUGGCUGCACCGUUGCCAUGUCCUUUUCAAAACCAGGUCAGAGAUGACUACAGGUCAUCUGCCAAGGCAGAUCAAAACCUUGUGGACUGAUGGUUGGGUCAAUGAUGAGAGAGUGAUUAACAACUCUCAUCACUGAUAGCUCAUUGAGCCAAGCACAUUGCACUGUCAUGUCCUGUGGUGGCAUAAAGGACCAUAAUGGCAUCUAGAAGACAGGCACGUUGGUGGGUGAUUAAAGAGGUUUGCCUAUAAAGGCAGGUCACUAUUCUCAUGGAUCUUGGCCAGCAGCAUGACCGAGGCCUUCUCACGGUGAAUAUGGGGCAGUGCUAUGUUAUUAAGUAUCAGUAGCCAUUGCAAUGGAGUUGUCUGUAAAGUCCUGGUAACAAUUUGCAUAGCUUUGUUAAGCUUUACGUCAACCAGCCUUGUGUGAGGCAAAUGACACCAGACAGGAGCAUAGUUCUCUGCUAUUGAAUAGCAGGGGGCAAGGGCUGAUGUUCUAAGCAUCCAGACCAGUGGUUCUGAACCCCAGGGCUGCUUGCGGCCCAAACAGCAGACAGCUGUGGCCCAUGUGACAUUCUCAGGGCCAUACGGGUAGUAUAUGUAUUGUAUGGACGCAGCCCACAACACAGAGAGAGCUGCAUAUUUGGUCCACAAAGAUAAGUAGGUUGAAAACAACUGGUCCAGGUGUUCGCACUCCAAGUUGAACUGACCAACUUUCCGAGCAGGUUGUUCCAAGUGCUGACUUGGCUGCCGUCUGCCUCAAGUGGUUGUGGUACAUUAAUGAUCAAUGUCACACCAAGGUAAACUGGGUUUGGAUCAUGCUGCAGGCAUUGGCCAUUGCGGAAAACAUUUAACUUGUGGCUUGCACUUGCAUUAUGCAGAUGAAAUAUACUAGAAACUGUCUUGGAAAAUCUUGGCUGCAGGCUAAUAGUCUGCCAUGAGCUUCAUAUCAUCAUGAUAGUUAGUUGUCAGUUAAAAUGUUUUACACUAAAACCAAAACCUCAGUAACAAUGGAGAAGUAUAAUAGGAUUAUCCUAGCAAUCUUGACUAUGCCUCACUCUAAUCUAACUCUAAUCUAACAUUGGGAAAAACAACUGUAUAGUUUGCAGAUGUAGAACUGAUAAUGUUAACCACAAAGUAUUGGUUCUAAAGGGUUAAGAAUAGAGGGGAAAAUAGAAAUACAAAAUGUUAGGCUAUACAGGUUGGGUUGAUUCAUCUCUGACAGGCUGCAUGGGGCACCAUUCCAAUUGCCAGAGGAAAAUGUGCUCUUUAUUUGUCACUAGUGCAUUAGUUAUUUGAAGCUUUAUCCAGAGGAUGUAUACGGUGUGGCAAAUGGUAGAAAUUAUUUUGAACAAUUGACCAAUAUGAUGAAUAUAUUAAAUAUUUUUAAUGCUUCAAGCAUAAAUUAAUAUAAAAUUAAUGUGUUUUCCUUUUCCUCUAAUGCAGAUAAGUAGAAUGUAUUAGUAUAUAAGUAACAUUUAGGAUAUGUAAUAUAAUUACUAUGUAUUAGUGGCCCCAAUCCUACACCUGAGGAAUUUAGUAGGAAUUUUGUUUUACUUCAAGGCGUUGGGUCAGGCCUUUGUUUUGCUAUUUUUAUUGAUGUUCUGUAUUUAGUUUAUCCUUCCCUCACUUUAUUUCUUGGAGGCAUGUGUUCAAAUUAUCAGAAAAUACAAAUCAAAUACUUCAAGGAACUUCAGCUCAUCUUGCCUGCACACCCACCUAGUGCCUACCCUGAGCUGCAGUUAAGGAGCACUCAGCACAGUGGUUCAAAACGGAGAGAAGAUGCAAAACCACCUUCACAUUCCCUCAGUCUUUUGAGCAUCCCAAUGCCAAGCUGACCCUAGUGUCAACUACAACAGCCUGAAGGCUGCUGCAACUUAUGCCCAAUUGCCAAUGGCCCCCGGAUACCAUUUUAACAGUUGGUGAUAGCUGGAGUGCAUGGUCACUCACCACACCCUUGUUUCCCUUGCACUAGUAGCCAGGAGUAGGGAGUGUAGCAAGCAUUAUAGCAGCUCUAGGCCACAAAAGAAUUCCCCCAUGUAGGGGAAAUCCUUCAGUGUGCAGAUCUGCCAGGUUUGGAGCUUCUUUGUGCCAUUGGAGCAGCACUAAGAAGCCCCAAAGUACUGAAGCAUCAGGAAACUCAUAAAAUAUUAAUGAUCGUGGGAAAUACCACAUCAAUGUUACAAUAAAUUAUCCAACUAUGCGUGUAAAGUCGACUAAAUAUUUAGUCUCUUUUUGACCAAUAUACAUAGAAUUGCUUUUUAGUGCUAUCUUUUCCCCCACUGUUCUUGGAAGCUAUUGUAUGUUUUCAGUUUACCUGUGUACUGUACAAUUACUGUAUGACAUUGCUAUGCCUUCACAUGCUUAAAUCUUACUUGUAAAAGUAAUAUUUGCCAAAUGUUGUACAGAGAAACCUGUGUUAAGUGCUCAUUUAACAAGUCCUGGUCUGUGAAGAAAGGCAGUCUUUUGAUAAAGGUGGCUGAGAAUUUAAAAUAUUUUUAUUGUCAUAAUAUUUCAGAAUCAAUCAGGAAAGGACUAUCAUGCAUAAAGCUGAAGGAAAUCCCAUUAGGGAAUAAAUUAUAGGUAUUUAGCAACAACAAAACCUCUGCUUAGCUUAUAAAACACUUUCAGACACAAAUGCUAAAAUACUCACAUUUUUAUUGUUAGUGAAAUGUAAAUACUUAACAAAAACGGUUUUUAAAAUAUCUGUAAAGUCACUUGUAGCUGAAACGCUGAUCUUUUUACUAGGCAUCUUGUUGAGAGGUGAAAUAAAGAUGUAACACUUUUCCAUCA